Molecule: messenger RNA, 252 nt
Organism: Chondrus crispus (carragheen)
Lineage: Eukaryota; Rhodophyta; Florideophyceae; Gigartinales; Gigartinaceae
Exons: 1
Coding region: 1-252 (83 amino acids)
Source: RefSeq, a predicted model, not a curated record
AUGAAAGAGAACCGGGGGAUUCUCACGAGCAUAGUUCCUUGUGAGGAUAGUCCGGAAGUCCUGUCAACCACUCCGUACCUUCCUGAUAGUGGCAACAAAACAAAACGGCAAUACGGGGAGCUUUCUCUAGCACUGUUGUCAAAUUGCGUUACCAUUCUUUGGAGAAACGUCCUCUCGAAUGGAGGAUUUCCACCUGCACCCUCAAACCUUCCUUCAAUAUCUUCCCAAGCACCCAGCGACCCAAACACAUGA